UUAAAUGGAACCACAGAUUGAGUAGGACCUUUGUUUAUAUGUCAUGUUUGACUCACACUUGUAAAGGAUAGAGCAAUAACAUCACAUGUGCAGGCUUAGUAUAUGACAGAGAAGCAAAAGUAGAAUGCACAAAACACGAAAAAAGGCGGUUAUCACUAGUAAUAAAAAAAAUAUUAUCUUAUCUUAAACAAUUUUAAAAAGUUAUACACAAAGAAGGAUAUAGGAAUCUAAUCUAUUAUUAUACCCUGCUGUAUUUUAGAAGUUAAAAAAUAACUGGGAUAUGUUGCUAACUUCACAGAUCUAUCCCAAAGCAUUAUUAAAAAGUUUGUUGUAAAAAAUUUGAGUUAGGUUAUGUUAAAAAAUGAACUAAUUGAGAAUGUAAUGUAAUGUAAAAUUAUAUUAGCUUAAUUUAUAUAGAUAUUCUGAAAACAGUUUAUUACAUUUAGAAAAAAUGUGGAACGGCAGGGAUAAAUCAUACAAAAUAUUACCCACCAACAGCUACCUUGAUCAAACUAAUAGAUCAUAUACAGCUAAACCAGUUCAUGUAAGAAGAGUUGAGCAAGCUGUCGACACUAAUAUGUUUUUACGAGAUGUACACAACCAAUUACAGUUAAGUAGCGACUCUGACGAUUCUGAUGAUGGCAUGGGCAAUCUGAGUGAUGUCAAUAUAGAUUCUAUUUUAAAAGAUUCAGAACCUCACUCUACCAAUGAGUAUUACAAUCUUAAAACUGUUUCAACUAGGAGGAAAUGGCUUGCUGAUGUUCUACAAGAAAGUUCAGAUAGUAGUCCGGAUGAUGUACAAUAUAAGCAUGUUAUGAGGUUGCAUUCAUAUCAAAAAUCCUUAAGAAAAAGAAAAGAGAAUUUUGAUAAUUAUGCAUACUAUGGAGCUGGAUUGAUCAGUGCAGUAGAUCUUUAUCCACAUGUAGAAAAAAAUCUACCAGUACCUGUCAAGAAAAAUAAAAUUAAAAUAGAAGACACAUUUAAGUCUCCACUAUACCAUCCUGAUAUUUUGGAUGCUAUUUCGGAUGAACCAUGUUUAGAUUUGAAUCUCCAAAAUGGAAUGGAUUUCCAAAGCAUCGACGAUAUAGCUGAUAAGUAUUUGCCAUCUGAAUAUGGACUUGUCAUUCCAAAUCAGUCUCUACCUCCUCCUCCUUUAGGACUUCAUAUACCAAAGAAAAAAACAAAAAAAUUCAAAGAUGAAGAGUCCAGACGGAAAUGGGAAGAUAUGAUGACCAUAAAGCGGCGAAAAUUAUUUACUAAUAUAGUCAAAAAAGAAAUUGGAAAGCAACAUAGAUCAAAAAUUAACAAACACAAGGAAAUGCUACUGCAGUGCAAACGAGUGGCAUCACAUUGUGUUAAAUAUGCACGUCAAAAAGCUCUCCAAAGCGCUCGAAUAGUCAAAGAACAGCCAUGGAGGAUGAAGAGGUUAUCACGUGAGAAUAUUGCUUACUGGAAACGCUCACGGCGUUUUGAUAGAGAAGUUAAGAAACGGUUAGAGAAAGAAGCAGAAGAACAAAGAAAAAUUGACCACGAGUUGGUAGAAGCCAAGCGACAACAGAGGAAAUUAAACUUUCUUAUUACUCAGACUGAGCUGUAUGCUCAUUUCAUGUCCAAGAAAUUGGGACAGGCUUCUCCUGAAGAACAGUUGCUAAUUUUAAGCCAGCUAGACGAGGAAAGUUCAAUAAAAUUAAGUUGUGAUACUUACGAUAGUGAAAGUAUGAAGGAAAUGGCCAAAAAGAAUGCAUUAGAUGCAUUUCAGAGUGAAAAAGCAAGGACUAGACAUUUUGACCAACAAGCCAAUUCGUGUCUUAAUGAAUUUCCCAAUGGAGAGGGUGAACAGCCACAACCUAAUAUGUUUAGAGGCAAAUUAAAAGGAUAUCAACUAAGAGGGAUGAAUUGGUUGGCAAAUUUAUACUCUCAGGGAAUCAGUGGUAUUCUAGCUGAUGAAAUGGGUCUAGGCAAAACUGUUCAAAGUAUUGCGUUUCUUUGUCACAUAGCUGAAAAAUAUUCUGUCUGGGGCCCUUUUUUGAUAAUAUCUCCGGCCUCAACCCUGCACAAUUGGCAGCAAGAAGUGGCCAAGUUUGUGCCAGAUUUUAAAGUGGUGCCCUAUUGGGGAAAUCCAAACGAAAGAAAAAUUUUAAGGCAGUUUUGGGAUUUGAAAGACAUGUAUACAAAAGACGCUAGUUUUCACAUUGUGGUAACUUCCUACCAAAUAGUUAUAACAGAUAUAAAAUACUUUAAUAGAAUAAAAUGGCAAUACAUGAUACUAGAUGAAGCACAGGCUAUCAAAAGUACUAGUUCAAUGAGAUGGAAGACUCUAUUAGGUUUUAGUUGCAGGAACAGAUUGUUGUUGAGUGGUACCCCAAUACAAAACAGUAUGGCGGAGCUAUGGGCCUUAUUGCAUUUUAUUAUGCCAACACUCUUUGACUCACAUGAGGAGUUCAACGAAUGGUUUUCAAAAGACAUUGAAAGCCAUGCUGAAAACAAAACUGGUAUCGAUGAAAAACACUUAUCUCGUUUACAUAUGAUUUUAAAACCUUUUAUGUUGAGGAGAAUCAAGAAAGAUGUUGAAAAUGAACUGUCUGAUAAAAUAGAAGUAAUGGUCUACUGUCCACUGACCACAAGACAGAAUUUAUUGUAUUUGGCUCUAAAACAAAAAAUCAAAAUUGAAGAUCUCUUGAAUUACACAGUUGGCGGGGGAGAUUCUCACACUGUAGAUAAGAAUUUUACUUCAAAUUUGAUGAAUUUGGUGAUGCAGUUUAGAAAGGUUUGCAACCAUCCCGAACUUUUUGAGAGAAGAGACGCCAAAUCUCCCAUUAGAAUAAGUUCUUUGCAGUACACAGUUCCUUAUCAAAUUUAUGAUUUCAAUGUUCGAGAAAUUUUAAUGGAGAAAAUUAGGAAACACUUCAUUUUCAAACCAGGAGACAUAAAAGAUGCUAUUCAAGAUGGUUUGCAUCCCACCAUUUUUAAUUUUUGUCACUUUUUGGGUUUAUCAGCUGAAGAUGUUUUUAGGAUAUUUCAAGGGAAUAUUUUGCACAGGUGGAAACAUUAUUACGAAUGCCAAAAAUCCAAUGAAAUAUUAUAUUAUAGAAAACUAUGGGACAUAUCCUUUAGAAAACGGCCGACAUUACAGUUGAGGAAUUUUUUCCGUUUAAAUCAAUAUCAGAUUCGAAGUAGUGAUGUAUUUGGUGAUUUAGUUUUUACUGAACAAAACAAAGGAAAUAGAGUGUUUUACACACAUACCGAUCAUGUGUUUCAUUCCACUCCAGAAACUGUUGAACAUAAAAAUAUUAGAUUAAAAACUAAAGAACUUAACGCAGGAAAUGAUGCACUUUUAAGAGUUAAUGACCAUAGAGUGAACCAGAUACAAAAUAUAUUGACUGAUUUUCCUUACAUAAAGAGGUUAACUCAGGUGUUCCAAUGUACAAAGACUGAAAUUCCCGCCUUUCUUUUUUAUUGUAUGCCUAGGGUAUCGGCGGCCCCACUCGGCUUAUAUUGUUAUUCUCGUAGAGCAGCGUGGGAUCUACAGCGUCAUCUAGACGAAUUUAGUUUCAACUCUCUUAAUUCUUACUGGUCGAAAGCGACCAACAAUAAAUUGAAUUAUAAAUCAGCAGAAACUUUACAUCCUCGACCGUUUAAUGCAGUUGAUAAUUUGAGACCUGUUAACGGUUUUUCGAAUAUUGUGAUACCAGAUAAGGAGAGUUUAGUUACCGAUUCUGGAAAACUGUCGGUACUUGAUGGACUCCUUAAAAGACUCAAAGAGGAAGGACAUCGCGUUUUAAUAUAUUCGCAGAUGACAAAGAUGAUUGAUCUUUUAGAAGAAUACAUGUGGCACAGGCAUCAUAAGUAUAUGAGGUUAGAUGGUUCAUCAAAAAUAUCAGAACGAAGGGAUAUGGUUGCUGAUUUCCAAGCCAGAGCAGACAUUUUUGUUUUUCUACUGUCGACAAGAGCUGGUGGACUUGGUAUCAAUUUAACUGCUGCAGAUACUGUAAUUUUCUACGACAGUGAUUGGAACCCGACUGUGGACCAGCAGGCUAUGGACAGGGCCCAUCGGUUGGGUCAGACCAAGCAGGUGACGGUGUACAGAUUAAUUUGUAAAGGUUCUAUUGAAGAACGCAUCUUACAAAGGGCUAGAGAAAAGAGCGAGAUUCAAAAAUUGGUCAUUAGCGGUGGUAACUUUAAACCGGAUACACUCAAGCCCAAGGAAGUGGUGUCCUUGCUGUUGGAUGAUGAUGAAUUGGUACAAAAAUAUCAUUUGAAAAUCGAUAAUACUUCCGAAGAGUUAGACAGGAAACGAAAAUUACAAUAUAAGACAAUACCAGUUGGCAUGGAACCCAAAAAAGCUAAACUGGAAUCAGUUACAUUAGAAGAAGCUACUAGUACUGUCGUCGAAAGUGGGCCCAACAGUCCAUUAAGUGUCAAUUCUAACGACAUUCUGAUAGAUGAUGGCGUAGACAUUUACAAUGAUGAAUCUGAUUCGGCAAUUACGAAUAAAUAUACUGUAUACAAUGUAUACGGCACAACUGUCAAACCAAGGCUUCCUGGAAGAGGGUCAUCUCGAAGGGGACGGCCUAGAGGAUCUCGAAGCCGUACGACAGGUCUUGGCCGCCAGAUAUCUAAUAGUUCUUCUGUCUCUACAUCACCGGGACCUGGUAGUAUCUUUUUAACGGAUCAACCGUCUCCAGAUUCUACUACUAUGUCUGCAGCUUCGAUGCAUUCAUCACCGUCCCACUGCUUUUUGGAAGUUUCUGGAGCUGCUCAAGCUAGCAGUUCUACUGCUCAAACCCCAUCAAUGCGGCGGGGUCCUGGCAGACCCCGUUUAAAACCAGGUGGCCCGUCAAACGCCGGUUCUAGAGGAACAUACCGACCUCGCAAACCAUCAAGGCCUUUGCCGGUCCCGUUACCUUCAGAUGGCACCAACCUAGGCUCUAAUGUAAAUAGUAACGCGCAGUAUUCAAGUUAUUCGUUCUACGAUUAUCCCGACGAUUAAUAAUAUUUUUAAUUUUUAAACUGAAUCUAGGGGUCAGCUAGACACUGUGACCUUUUCAAAUUUUUUAUGUAUUUUUGGCUGCUGAACAAUUGAAUUAUUUAUAAGGUUCUAGUUCGUAAACUAAAAGAGAUAAAAAGAAUUUUCAAAUAAAAUUUGUUCCUUGAAAAAGAAAACAAAGAAAAUGGCGUUUACUAAACUUUAAUCCAAUAAUUAGAACUCGAGAUAUUGUAAAAUUAGUGCAAAAUGGUUGCAAAUUUUUCGAAGCUUUUUCGAUUGUAACUCAGCUUCUAGGCAUGCAAAUGAGAUUUACCAGUCUCAUUUUAAAGCUUAAUUUAUAGACGUUUAAACAACAUUUGUUAAAUUACUUUAUCUUUAUUUUGUAUUAAAGUUAUACCCGUUUCAAGCUGUAAUUUUCGUACAAUAUUUGUUAAUUAAUUUGUUUAUAAGGGUUUUAAGCAAAUUUGAGCAAUAAACAUUUAUUCACUAGAAUUAACUGUAGUCAUAGAAGGACUCGAAAGGAACAUUUUAAACUUGGGAAAAUGUUCUAAGGUUAAUUUUUGGCCAAUAUAUGGAUAUUUUAAUACCGCGCUCUGAGGCGCAAGAUCAGCUCGCAGCGAAAGGACACGCGCGCGAACGGCUCGAUACAAAUUACAGUUAAUAUAGGUUAUCUUCAUUUUUGAAGAUCCUAAAUAAAAUUUCCUCACAUAAUUUUUGUAAUUAAAUCAUCAUAAAGUACAUCCUUUUUGAUUAUAUUUACUUUUUACUUCAAUUUUUUGUACUAAAUAAGGAAUAACAUGAAAAACUAAAUUCUCAGAAAUUUAACUUACAUGGAAAUUGUUCUUAUUUAUUAAUAAUAUUUUUACAAAGAUUUUCUUUCAUGCAUCUACAUCGAUAUAUACUAUUCAGAUCUCAGAAAUCGAUAAGAAAUCUCAGCUUUUUUAGAUUUACGUAAAAAUUAUUCAAUGCCAAAUUUGUACCAAAUUAAAAGAUUACGAAAUUGAAACACUUAUGUAUUAUACUAUACAGGGUGUUUCAUUAAUAAUUGUCCAUAUAGUAACUGGAGAAACCUUAGCACAAAAUACGAAGAUUUAACCUAAAACACUUAAAUAAAAUGUGGUUGAUUACUGAGUUACAGGGUGUGUUAUCUAAAAAUUUAAAAACUAUUUUUGCUCACCAUUUUAAAACUGUUUGACGUAUCCUUUUCAUACUUGGCAGAAGGUGCGACUACUAUACAACCUACUAAAUUAUGAUAAACAAACGUUUCUAGCUACUACCAGAUCGUACGACAGGGGAUAGUGAAUUGUUGACCCUUCUCAAAUUCUACGCUACUGGAGGAAUUACUAUUUUAGUGCCAUUUUUAGAUUCUCCAAUACUUUCUACGUAAAUAAUAUACUCUUCAUUGGUAACGAUAAAGUCAUUAAUUUUCGAGAUAUUUGAAGUUAAAUAUGAAACGGCACAGUUAUUUUGAUUAAUUUAUGAUAUAAUUCAUAUGAUUAAAAUUUAAAAAUUAUUUGUAUCCAGUACUUUAAAACUAUUUGGCGUGUCCUUAUCAUACUUGGCAGAAAGUGUAGGUACUGUACACCCUACUAAAUUAGAAUAAACAAACGUUUCUAGCUACUACCAGAGGCGUACGACAGGGGAUAGUGGCUGGUGGAUAGUGGCCAAAUUCUACGCAACUGACGAAAUUGCUAUUUAAGUGUAAUUUUUGAAGUUAUACUUCUUUACCGGCGAUAGAGGGUGAUUUUUUUAUAUGUUAAAACCUAUCAUCCCGGCGCAUGCGCAUUAUAACUUUGUUCUGAUUGGAUGUUCAAAUGACAUGUCAAAAAUUAUCCGAUAUGGCAGCUGUGGUUUGGAGGUAAAGGUAAAGGUAAACAAAUGUAUAAUAUAUUAGUUUUAUUGUUGUGAGGACAGAAACAAAAAAGUUUAUAAUAUUGUAGUGACUUUUAAAUAGUUUUUAAAAGCAACAGGUACGUAAUAAUUGUUAAUGUAUCAUGGGUAUAAACCUACCUAUUUGAUCUGCCAAAAUACAUAGUAUGUAAUACUUUUAUUUAUAUAAUUUGAUUACCAUCAAAAUUUCUAUCAAUAUUCACCUAAUAUAUUGUUUUUUUACUCUAUGUUUUGUUGUAUUUUUUCAAUUCUAAAUCAUUUCAAUUCAAAAUUAAAAUAAUUUGAUCAAUUUUCAAAAUAUCAAAAUAUCACAAGUUUAAUCCGUUUAGUUAGUCGAUCUUCGUAAAUAAUGACACAUAGUGUCCGUGGCUAAGCGGAGAAGGCGAAUGAAUUCCAAUACCAACCGCUCUUAUCAGCGCUGGUUCGAGUCCCAAUAGAAACUUUCUUUUUUGUUUUUUUUUAAUACAUUUUAUGAUUGUAAGUAUAUUUAUUAUAUAAUUGUAUUUUCAGAAAAUACGUAUUUAGUUAAAAAAAUUUUCGACAAUUAAUGUUCAGACAUCAUUUGUGGCUUGUUUAAUGUGUUUGUGUGUGUUUUAUUCUUUUAUUAUUUUAAUUUUUGGCACUGUUCUAAUAAAAAUGUUUGAGAAGUAGUAAGUAUAAAUUAGUUUAAUAUUUAAACAAAAUAUAAAUAAAAAGUAUAUUAAUUUCGUUUAAAUCAUAUAAUAGAAGUAUAACUUCUUACGUGCGUACAAAGUACACACACAUUCUUUUUUAAUUUUCCAAUACUUUUUAUGUAAAUAAUAUACUCUUUAUUCGUAACGAUAAAAUGAUCAGUUUUCGAGAUAUUUGAAAUUAAAAAUGAAGCGACACAAUACAUUAAUCAAAAUAAACGUGUCGUUUCAUUUUUAACUUCAAAGAUCUCGAAAACUAAUGACUUUAUCGUUACGAAUGAAGAGUAUAUUAUUUUCAUAGAAAGUAUUGGAGAAUCCAAAAAUUGAAUUAAAAUAGCAAUUCCGCCAGUGGCGUAGCAUUUUGAGAGGGUCAACCAUUCACUUUCCCCCGUCGUACGCCUCUGGUAAUAGCCACAAACGUUUGUUUAACAUAAUUUAGUAGUUUGUACAGUACUUCCUGCUAAGUAUGAAAAAGAUAUGUCGAAUAGUUUUAAAAUGCUGAACAAAAAUAGUUUUUAAAUUUUUAUAUAAAACACCCUGUAACUCAGUAGGGAACCACAUUUUAUUUAAGUGUUUUAGGUUAAAUUUUCUUAUUUUGUGCUAAGGUUUCUCCAGUUACUAUAUGGACAAUUAUUAAUGAAGCACCCUGUAUAUUAUUAUUUACCUUUAUACAUUAAAAGCUAUUUUAAAAUGUUGAAAUACUUAACACAUUGAUAAAAUAAAGUGAUACUUGCAUUUUAUGGAUUAAAUGAAUCUUAGUGUUUUUCAUGUUUUUUUCUCAUUUAGUACAAAAAAUUGAAGCAAAAAGUAUAUAAAAUGGAAUCUACUUUAUGAUGAUUUAAUUAUAAGAAUUAUAUGAGAAAAUUGUAUUAGGAUCUUUAAAAAUGAAGAUAACGUAUAUUUAAAUAUAAUUUGUAUCGAGUGUAAAAAGCUUCGGAAAAUACUUAUUUUGCAACCAUUUCGCACUAAUUUUACAAUAUCUCGUGUUCUAAUUAUUGGAUUAAAGUUUAGUAAACGCCAUUAUCUUUGUUGUUUUUUCAAGCAACAAAUUUUAUUUGAAAUUUUUUUAUAUCUUUUAGUUUACGAGCUAGAGCUUUAAAAACAAUUAAAUUGUUUAUAACAAUUCGGAUUGAAAUUAACUCUCGAAAUUCGUAAUCAGCAGCCAAAAAUAUAUCUAUUAGAAAAAACUUGGGUAGACCUAUUAGAAAUGAAAAGACGACUAGCCCCCAGACUAGUAAUUGAAUAAGUCUGACAAACUUUUCAGUGUAAAAAUUAAGGUGAUAUGGUGUGGCUCAGCACACUACUCGAUAGUGAUAUUACAGAAGUAUAGCACACAUUGGUUCAUUUCAUGUACACUGAUAACUAGUGAGGGUGCCUGAAUUAACGUAUAUACACAAAAUUGUAAAUAUGCAGAAGAAGAGUAUAUCAGAUUCAGGCUCUCGAUCACUUGGGAAGUGUAUUUAACUAAGUAUAACAUAACCUUACUUGAGCAGAUGCUGUAUAUUUCGUGAUAUGUAUACUUCAUCAUAUUUAUUAUUUUCUGUUUUUUUUUUAAAUUUUCAUUUUAAUCCAAAGAUUAUUUUGUUUGUUAAUGGCAAAGUCUUUUUUAGAGAUUAUUAAUACAACAUGUUUUAAACACUUUAUAUCCACAUUUUUAAGUGGAUGAAACCCUUUAUUAGUUUAAGGACUUUUUCGUUAUUUUAUUCAUACUGAAUAACUUUUAAACAUUAGUAUACGUCGUGUUUACCUUUAUAAAAUAUUGUUCCUUGCCAAUGUUUUCUUUACUUUAAUUAGAGUUUUUCCUUUUCCCGUUUAUUUUUUCUAGUUUAUGACUGUGGAUUAUCUGAACUACAAUAUGUUAUGAUGUUUCUACUUUUGUUUGAGUGCUUCUAAAAUGAUAAUACUAUUUUACAAAUAAACUCGUACUAAUACGAGUUUUUAAAAACGCAAUUACAACGAUAUGACAUGUUUCGUUUUUAUUGAGAAUUCAUCAGGUAGUCGCAAAACCGAGGACAUAAAGUAAUAUAAAAUAAAAACAUUUAUUGCCCUAAUAAUAUCUACAUUUCAUAUUUUAGCCUUCUUGUCAUGUUCCGUUUCUGUACACCCUCCUUUUGAACUGGGUCCAUUUUUGGGUAUCUGGUUCUUCAUGUCAUGGACUCCUGGACUUCUUUUUCUGUAGAUACUUCUUCUGGCAUCGUAGCUACUUACCUUACCGGUUGUCUUUAGCAACUACCUUGCUAUACCCUGAUCAAAUGGUCGAUCAGUUUAUGUUUCUCUCGGUACAUCCUCUGUAUUUGAUUUCUGACGAGGAUGUCUCUUAUUUUUAGGAAUCUUCUUGUGACUUGGUAGAAGAAGUAUCUAGUAUCUGGUCCUGUUCACAGAAAUCUUUACUUACUUAAGUGAGUAGUAUUGCCUAUAACUCCAUCUACUUGACAGUUAAACAAGUAUCCUACGUAUUAGAGUGAUGUUGAUAAUGUCAUUUAAAGUAGAUGGGCUACGUAGCAAUACCACUGUUUUAUGAUUAAGUCCCUUUUCUUUCCUUGUCUUGCUUCUUUUUCUUCCUCAGACUUUCCCUUUUCAGAGGUCGCUGUUUCUUACUCUUCUUCGCCACUCAUCUCUGUCUAUCGUGUCUUCAUCUAAACCUUUCUGUCUCAAGCCUCCUGCCACAUAGUCCUUCCAUCUUCUCCACGAUUUUGUGUCUUACGUGACCAAACCAUCGCAGCCUUAGUCUUUGUUCUUGAAUCACCCCUGAAAUGAAACUGUAGUUAUCCCCUUUCAGCCAUUCUCUCCCCCCUUCCCCUCCCCUUUACUUUAUAUGUACGGCAGCAAAAGGAGAAACAUGAUGAGAAUUCAAACUUGUUUUAUGGAAUGCCCUUUAUAUUUGAAAAAGAAUUUUAAAAACUGGAGCUAUACUUUUUCUCAAUCUAUUCUGAGAAUGGAAAUAAUCAAACUCUGGAGUAUAAGAUUUAUCACCUUGUAUACUUAUUCAUGUCUUAGAUCUCUUUCGUUGUAAAUAUUGUAAGUUGUAAGUUUAUCUUCCUAGGUUACAUGUACAGUUCUAGUCUAUAUUAUAUUGUAUAAUGUAUAUGAAUGUAUAUAAUGUGUUAAGUAGUACUUUUUGUAGCAAUAUUUUCUGUCUUGAUACUGUUUGUAUGGUUAUAUAGAAAAAAUGUAUCUUAAGGUAGUAAGUACAUUGUAAAAACAUAAUAUUAUACUAAAGUUACUUGGAAAUCCCAGAGUUGUAAAAUGGGACACCAGAUAGACCGGAAACUAGAAGAAACGAAACAUUAUUACUUAGUAGCGACAAAGUUAACAGGAACUGGUUAGGAUUACAUCAAGCAAGGAACACAUUAUUUUGUAUUUUUCUGUUUUGAUACUAAACUGUUUGUACGAAUACAAAGUCAAAAAGUUAUAAUUUUGCAAAUUUGAAGAGUAUUCGUUAAAUAAAUAUUUUUGCAAUAUAA
Molecule: messenger RNA, 11012 nt
Organism: Diabrotica virgifera virgifera (western corn rootworm)
Lineage: Eukaryota; Metazoa; Arthropoda; Insecta; Coleoptera; Chrysomelidae
Gene: Ino80
Product: chromatin-remodeling ATPase INO80
Exons: 19
Coding region: 452-4990 (1512 amino acids)
Biological process (GO): DNA repair
Cellular component (GO): Ino80 complex
Molecular function (GO): histone binding; ATP hydrolysis activity; DNA binding
Source: RefSeq, a predicted model, not a curated record